AUGAAGUUGGAGAAAAGUGAAAUUUGCAGUCGAGUCCUGGCCAGGCUGCUCGUGCAUCUCAAGGCUGACGGGUUCACCUGCUGCAGGCCGACCGCCGUCAGAUGUGCAGAACAGACGCUGAACCUGCUUCAACAAUGCACACACUGUGACGGUGGAACAUGGAGCCCUCAGAACCCGCCGGCCCCCUUGGUGUUCCAGCAGACACGGCGCAGCGUGCGUGAGCGCCGAGAUGGUGGCGGCCGCUGUCUGUGCUCGAAGCCCGAGACCGCCCACUCUGGAGUGGGCUGGACAGCUUCGGGGAUCUCGCCCCACUCGAAGGCUCCAAGACGGCCAGGACCCGGAUGGCGGAGCACGAGCAGCAGCGGGCGUGCGCACAGCCAGGACGGGCAUUCCCCACGUAUACAGGCCAACACAGUCACGGCUCAACAAUGCCAGCUGUCUGAGACACGCGGGAGGACGCCGAGUCGUGCCACCCUAACGUCACGCCUUCUGAGGAAGCCCCGUGCCGCCGCCACAAAACGUCCGUGCGCGGCCCACCCCCCACGGGAGUCCCUUCCCUGCGGUCACGCGGCUCCCGGCCGACAGCACGGACGCGGCUGCAGAGCCAGAGCACAGAAUGCGGCAGACCCCGGGGACGCCACGAGCACGCUGACACGCGAGACCUGCAGCCAAGCAGGCCGUGGCGCUGGCGCCACGUCCCAGGGCGGCACAGGGCGCGAGAGCGGGCACAGGCGGCGCGCCCGCCUGGAACCAGAGCAGCGGCCGUGGGCACCGCCCGCUCACCGACACGCGUGUGCAGCGAGAGCCCCCAUCACCCGCGGCGAGACGGCGAGGCUGCAAGCACCGUGACGCUCUCAGACCCACAGGAAGGGCCGAUCCUGCGCAGACCCUCGCCGUGCCAUGCCGGGAGGCCGCGGAAAGAGAGGCGCCGUCUCCACGGCGGGAGUGUGCGCCCUGGCCUGCUGGCGCGCAGCAGCGGGCUCCCCUGAGGAGGGGCCGUGCAGGGCAGCCCCGGCGUCCCCCCGUCUGGCCUCUGUCCAGGGAACACGAGGCCAACAAAACAGAAAGCGGACCUGUCGCCGGCGUUCACAGCGAGCGCACGUCUAGGCAGGGGCGCACGGUUGGAGAGAAGCGCGGGUAGGGACUACAGGGCGUGAGAGCAACAACGGUGGCGCACAUGGACGCUGCAGCUGCCUGAAGGGAAAGAAGCUAGAGCAGAAGCCAGCCACAUGCGCCAACGCCGGGAGCGUGCGGAGCUCGGGAGGCAGGGGGAGCGGCGAGAAAGCAACAGGAGGGGUCACCUUCGGAGGGUGCGCGGAGGGCAGGAAUGAGUAGCCCAUGGACAAUCAAAGUGACUCUCCACUUCCUUCACCCAAGCCUGCGGUGGCCCUCCCAGAAGGCGUUCCGGGCGGCGGCCCCGGCCACGGGCUCGGUCUGGGAAUGGGAGACACGGGUGAGAGCCCCGGGAGGGGACGCGUGGGCACGUGGAACAGGAGGACCUGUGUUGCGCCCAGGCGCCUCGUUUUCUUGCCGCACGUGCUCUCUCCCUCAGAACCUGCACGGCCCUUGCCACAGCCGAGCCACAGCGUCCUCAUCAGCUCACACUCGACCUCAGGGCCUCUGCGCGUGCUCUGGCCCUCAAGACGCUACGUGCACAUCCUCUCCCGCUCUAAGGCUGCUGCUUCCUCAUGACCCUCGUUUCCCCUGCCACGCAGACCUCGGACGUUCCCGUGGCGCGCGCACGCUGUGCAGUCAGCCCCCGAGCCCGCUCAGCGCAGCGGGGACAGCAGGGCCGAGUAGGGGCGAGGAGACAAGGAGGCCGUGUGAAAACACAGCCGCGGCAGGCAGGACGCCGCGGCACACACACAUGACACACGGUGAACACAAGCCCGUGCCACUGAGAUCUUCCUGCUCGUGUCAUCUGCUCUGCUUCACAAAUGCUUUCCUGGUGCUGGGACACUAGACUUGCACCUCCUUCUAGAGGUCAACCUUCUAGACAUGAUACCGUGGACCUGCUGUUGCCCAUUCCUGUCCCCCCAAGCGACAGGGGCUCUUGGACGCCUAGAAGCAACAAAACCCCCAGGCAGUCCAUCCCAUCUGCCAAGCGAGGCAGGAACUGACACAUCACGAAGCCCCUCCUGGAGAGCAGAGCCGCCACACACACAGGCGCCAGGGAGGCGAACACCAGGGCAGUCGGCGCGCAGGACGACACAGCCACCUUCCGUGUCCAUGGCUUCAUGCGUCUGGAGUGGCAGAGGGAAUUUCGAAAAAAGCCCAAGAGCCUGUUCACAGGAAACUCAUUGCACCAGUAAAGACAAGAACAGCCCUACAGGUGGAAGACAUUCACACAUGCAGAUGGCCACAAAAGGCAGGCAGAGCUGCGUUCACAGCACACAGACAGGCAGACAGGUGUCAGGGUCUGCGAGGAACUAUGAAUACAGCGGUCGCGAACCCCCACCCACCGAGGGAGCACACGACAGUGCCUCCUUGGCUCCGUCGCUGCUUGUCUCGCACACGCUGCUGCCGGGGCCUUUCCAUCUUCCACGGACAAGCCAUGGGCUGCUCCCCGAGAAAGGAGGAGGAAACGAGCUCCGAAGGAGGCGGCGGGCCCGCUAGGCCUGCGACACCUACGGCCCUCACCGCAGACCCGCCGCCGCCAUGCUUUUCCUCGCGUGCUCGUGGCACACUGUCAGUAGCCCAUCUGUCGGGACUCAGGUCCGUGAUCAAUAAAGCGACAGCGAGCGAAGUCACACCAAGUACUUUCUGACCGUCGUACCAUGAAGCUAGACGUCAACUACACAUGAAAGGAAAGACCAUAAAUAUCGUGAGACGGAUAAGGUGCUAAAUAGCUACUUGACUGAAAAGGAGAUUGAAAAAAGGAAGACGGAGGAGGAUGAACACCCGGGUCCUCCGCACAGGGGGUGCAGCACAAGCUGCGCCGGGGAAGGUCAUGACAGGGCAGGCCCGCAUGAGGAAGCAAAGGCCCCAGCAGCUCACCUUGACACCCAAGUCACCUCGAAAGGAGAACAAACAAGACUGAAAGUUAGUAGAAGGCAAAACACAGUCCAUAGAGGAGAAACGAAUGAAAUGGAGAUGGCAGCAGCGCGUGCAGCCUCGGUGAACGCCAGGUUGCCUUCUGGAAAGACAGCCGUCAGCUCAGCUCCCAGGGCAGUGAGGGGACACCGUGAAGCAGGCCCAGCACGAGCAGAAGGGAUGCGCAGAAACGCGCCAGGGCACGGCUGCUAUGAAAAACCACCCGCCCGUCAGCCUGCCAGUCUCCAGAGCGCCGUGGUGUGCGGACACCGGGCCGGGCGGAAACAGGGUCAUCCACGAGGCCAAUCACGAGCACGGAUGUUGACGCGGUACUCACGGUGGCCCCCGCGCACAAGCCCGGAGCCAGAGGACUCGAGCAGGACACGCGGUCAGACCUUAGCGCGAGAGCGGAUGCCGCGGUCGAGGCCGCGCUCGUGCACGGUCCAGUCGCCACCCGAGAUGACAGGGGCGGAAACCCGCCUCAACAGCACACAGGCUGCUCACGGUGAGCCCCCAGCCAACGUGAUGCUUCGCAGCGAGAACGUCGCGCUUGCCCUCCACGAACACGGACGAGACAGGGCGCCGCUGUGAGCACCUGCGUGCAGCUGCGCAGUGAGGACCUCCGCGGGAGCAGCGCGCCCCCGGGAAGGACAGGGAGCGGAGAGGACCGGACGCCAUUAUGUGCAGGCCGUGGGGAGGAGCAGACAGACAAGCCCGAGGACGCGGGAAACGGCUGCGAGCAGCAGGAGAGGAAUCCGGCGCGGCGGCAGCUGACACCAGCACAACACGGCACCGGGCGCGUUUUCAUAGAAACGAGAACAAAAGCAAAUUAAGAAAAGCAAUUCCGUUCGGUCUUUCCAAAGAGAGCACCUAGGAACCACCCCAGCCAGGGGGGCGACGACCUUGUGAAGCGGGGUGGGGUCCCCGGGCAGCGUCAGGGACGCUGGGGAGGGUGGCGCGGCCCUGCCAGCUCCAGUGCCCCCGGGCCUCGCCCUUUCCUUUCAGGAACCAGAUCUGUACUUUCUCGAGUGAGUCUGCUGCUCUCUGCGCGCCUGAACAGUCUCCGAUUCCCUGUUCAUGGCUUCCGGGGCAAGAACCCGCGGCCUUUCCGGGGCGCAGCACGCACCUGCCUCAGGCGUCGCGCGCAGUGAUGACCAGAGGAGACGACGCUGGGCCACGCUCGGGGAUGCGAAGGAUCAGUACAACCCAAACGCUUCUGUCUAGAGCAAUAUACACCUUUCAGGACAUGCCCAUGACAGUAACAAUGUUCUUUAAGGAAACUGAACAUUAAAUUUAUACGAAACUAAAAGCAGUAGGUGAAUUUCAUGCAAUCCCCUGGACAUGAUUUUUUAAAGGAAUCGAAUAUAUACACUUAUAAUGAGCCAUAAAAACCCUUGAGUAGCUAAAGUAACCUUGAGGUAAAAA
Molecule: messenger RNA, 4458 nt
Organism: Talpa occidentalis (Iberian mole)
Lineage: Eukaryota; Metazoa; Chordata; Mammalia; Eulipotyphla; Talpidae
Exons: 5
Coding region: 1-849 (282 amino acids)
Source: RefSeq, a predicted model, not a curated record